CGUCACACGCAUCAGCUAGUCUCCGCGCUAACAGCGCUAGUAAUAAUGUACUGUGUUCUGGAAGGAAUCAGCGUAAAAGUGUUUGGAAAAGCCAUUCAUGCCAUUUCACGUGUCGGAGAUGAGCUGUGGUUGGACCCAAUGGUCAAUGGAUUGGCACUGAGGUCGGUGAACUCUGCUCAGUCUGCAUACACCUGCUUCCUCUUCUCAUCGGUGUUCUUCAAGCACUACAGUCUGUGCACAGAGAAGGAUGCGGUAACUAUCAAAUGCAAAAUACCUGUGAAGUCCUUGUUGCCGCUUUUCCGGUGUUUGACCUCUCUUGAACGGAAUGUAAAGAGAUGUGAAAUCACUAUGAGACCUUCCAUCGACCAAGUAAUGAUCCUGUUUUAUUGCAGAUAUGGACUCGUCAAGUCUUACAACUUGUACUACGAGGAAAGUGAAGCGCAGCAGGCUGUGUUUUCUUCACAUCUCUGCACAAAUGUCCUCAAGGCUCCAGCAAGGCUUCUGGCUGAUAUGGUGAUGAUUUUUCCAGUCUCUCAGGAGGAGAUAACACUGUCCUUGACAUCAUCGAAAGUCAGUCUGAAAAAUCACCCUCAGAAUGGAAGUGGUGACAUGAAGACAGUGUACGCUGAGAUGACGGUACACCGAGACGAGUUCGACCACUUUCAGUGUGAAGGCGACUUGGACAUAACGUUCUGCCUAAAAGAGCUAAGGGGUUUCCUCUCAUUUGCUGACCUGUCCUACUUGCCGGUGUUGGUCCAGUUGAGUGCUGCUGGAAACCCGGUGCGCUUCACUGUAGAAGAUGCGGUUAUGGAGGCAUGUGUAGUUCUGUCAACAGAUGACAACCACUCCCAUUCAUCUCCUCCAGUGACACCGACCCAGCCCUCACCAAGGGGUGGAAAAAAGGGUGAGGUCCACGUGACUACAUCCAACAAAGCUCAUGGGAUACCAGAAAACCCAGGGAUAGUUUUGUCCAGCCAGGGAAGUCCUAUUAACAGCCCAGGGCUGUUGGCUCGAAUCACUGAGGAGAUGUGCAGCAGUGUUGCGACAACUCCGGCCUCAUCUACGGUCUGCUCACUGCUCUGCGGGGCCUUGUCCUCAAACCAGGAAAUCACGCUGCCUGUUCUGGCAUGCUACAGUGACUCAGAGGAUGUGGAGGAAGACUGAACCGGAAGUCAAUCACUCUGAGGGAUUCAAAGGCUCGACACACCUCAAAAUCACCCUGGAAGACUGCAUUUGUUUGGCUCCCUACCUCUUUAAACUCCUGGAUCUGAGCCUGUUCAAACAUGGAGAACACAUUGGAGUUGGCUCCCUCUGCUCUCCGCUUCGCUCUCUUGGGUGCCUGCAGGUUUUGAGAAGACAGCCACGAUGAUCUACGGCUAAGUCUUUCAUCCUCAGCAUCACAAAGCAAGAGUUGUUGUGAUACUUAACCCACGAUCAGCAAACCCAGGCAUUAAUAUUAGACGGCGUUCAAUUCAUUAGGGGGAUUACAAACGCUGAAACCGUUAGUUGUCAUGCAAAUAUUUACUCUGGGGUGCAAAUUUGUGAGAAUGCAAGCUAAGCCCCUAGCAGGGAGUGGUCGCACUGUCUGCACUCCCAGAGUCACCGGAUCACAUGGGGGAUUAUUCUAUAGGGCGCGGGUGAUGGCAGGAUGGUACACUGCGCUCUGUUUGAUCAGCAAUCCCUCGGAGGCGAGGAUUAUGUCGAGCUAUUUACACAAGUGCCAAGGAACUGUGAAAACUGUAUGGGGAUGCUGUACGGUGACAUCAUGUUGCCUGGA
This is a messenger RNA of Synchiropus splendidus (mandarinfish), 1777 nucleotides long. RefSeq names its product RAD9 checkpoint clamp component B (gene rad9b). NCBI's taxonomy places the organism in Eukaryota, Metazoa, Chordata, Actinopteri, Syngnathiformes, Callionymidae. Gene Ontology annotation, cellular component: checkpoint clamp complex. The coding region runs from base 46 to 1164 and encodes 372 amino acids. The record is from RefSeq and is a predicted model, not a curated record. The transcript has 12 exons. Gene Ontology annotation, biological process: mitotic intra-S DNA damage checkpoint signaling; cellular response to ionizing radiation; DNA repair.